AUGCAGACUGCUUCUACAAACAUUUGUGAAGACUGUGCAAUAAGUCCAUCCCUGAAAUUUCCUUGCUACUAAAUAUUACAUGGUCAACUGUUAGUGGUAUUAUAACAAAGUGGAAGCAACUGGGAACAACAGCAACUCAGCCACAAAGUGGUAGGCCACUUAAAAUGACAAAGCGGGGUCAGUAUGCACACAGUGUGCAGACGUUGCCAACUGUCUGCAGAGUCAAUAGCUAAAGACCUCCAAACUUCAUGUCGCCUUCAACAACAGUAUGUAGAGAGCUUCAUGGAAUGGGUUUCCAUGGCCGAGCAGCUGCAUCCA
Molecule: messenger RNA, 318 nt
Organism: Staurois parvus
Lineage: Eukaryota; Metazoa; Chordata; Amphibia; Anura; Ranidae
Source: the annotation of a GenBank genome assembly